Molecule: messenger RNA, 756 nt
Organism: Camelina sativa (false flax)
Lineage: Eukaryota; Viridiplantae; Streptophyta; Magnoliopsida; Brassicales; Brassicaceae
Source: RefSeq, a predicted model, not a curated record
CACAAACAGCACGAAGCUUAUACGGGUCGGGUUUCAAACUUUCGGGUCAGAUUAAUUCGAUCCAGAUUGUCUCUGGCUUCUCUAACCUCUGUGUCUCUCUCUGCAAAAAUCGAGAUUCAGAGCAAGUACAGGCAAAAAAGAUCUCUGUUUUUUUUUUUAAAGAGGAAAAAAAUUUGAAACAAAAGGACUAAAAAGGAUAUAUAUCAAAGAUUUUGGUUUUGUCCGUAAAAAAAAACGGGAAUGGAAGGAGAUGUGUUGUCAGGAUUUGGAGACAGACACAAUGUGGAUGGUAAAUUGUUGCAGGGUUUCCAGAAGAGCUUUGUGGAUGUUCAAGACAUUUUGGAUCAGAACCGUUUACUGAUCAACGAGAUCAAUCAGAACCAUGAGUCCAAACAACCGGAUAAUUUGAGUAGAAACGUGGGAUUGAUUAAAGAGCUCAACAACAAUAUCAGAAGAGUGGCUAGCCUUUACGGUGACCUCUCUCAUUCUUUUGCAAGAUCAGUUGAUGCUUCAUCAGAAGGUGAAUCUAGUGGUACUUUGAAAUCUGAUGGGAAAGCUAACCAAAAGAGAUUUAGAUCCGGUUAGUAUAUUUUGUUUAUCAAGAACACCAAAGGUUGAUUUAUAUUCAGAGCUAAUUUGAGUGAGAGGAGAAAAGAAGUAGAGUUCUACUAUUGUAAUAUCUUUUGUUGAAAUGAUAGUGUUACAUCCUACAUAUCAAAGUUGAUUUUCAAUUCUAAAAGAGCUCUUCUUAAGUUA